UCGCAUUGGCAUUGAUAAUAUGUAUAGAGAUUCUGCACAUGCAUCGCUUUCGACUCAGUGUACAAUCUGCAAGCCCCUGCAAGGCCCUGCAAGUCAGACACAAGCUUUAUCAUAUUAGCAGUAGCCAAUGAACCACCACAAGCUAUUUAUCCUACUCGUUCUAGCUUCUCCUGCGUAGGAAGGCCCUGCAGGUCGCGCACAGGUCUCUCGUGGCUCUGCAUGUGCUUACUGUCAGCACUUUAUGGUCGAAAUGCUACAUGAUAAGUUUGUUUCGCCUGUGGCUCUUUUUCGAAAUGCGUAUUCUUCACUCUCUUCUCAGCUCUGAACAUGCUACUUCAAAGCCUUUUCUUGCUAUGCUGCGCUACAACUGCACAGGCUCAUGCACGUCUCGGGCGUACUGCCCAGGUGAUUGACGCAAGGCAAAUCAGCAAUCGGACGACGUACGACUUCGUAAUUGCAGGAGGUGGUAUCGCAGGACUUACGGUAGCAGAUCGUUUGACGGAGAACCCAAAUAUAACAGUACUAGUCAUCGAAUACGGCCCAUUCGACCAGAGAGAAGAUGGUGUCAUGAUUCCUGGCGCGUAUUUCCCGGUACCUUAUCUCUGGCUACCAUUGAUGAGUACACCGCAAGCAGCGCUUGGUGGUACAUCGUAUGGUGUGCCAUGUGGUAGGGUGGUGGGCGGCGGGUCUGUUGUGAACGCCAUGUUCUUCCAUCGAUCAGAUGCAGAGCUCUACAACGCUUGGGAAGAACUGGGCGCGACUGGCUGGGGUUGGGCUGAUCUGUUUCCGUACUUUAAGAAGAGUGAGACGUUUACAGCACCGGACGCGGAUUAUGCAGCGAGCCACAAUAUUACUUGGGAUGUUUCCGUACAUGGCUUUGAGGGCCCAGUACAAGCCAGACAUGCUCCAUAUGAUUACCCAGGUAGUGCCGAUAUGUACAACGGAGCCCUGAAGCUAGGUAUCCAGCCAGCCCUGGACCCCAACAAUGGCCACGCUCAAGGCAUAUUCCGUCUCCUUCGCUCCGUUGAUCCUAAAACCCAGACGCGUUCUUCAGCUCGAGUCAAUCGAUAUGAUAGGGAUGCUGCGAGACCAAAUUACCACAUCCUCGCGAGUACAGCAGUAUCGCGCGUUCUCUUCGAGGAUAGCACCGCUGUAGGCGUGGAGUAUACUGGCACGUCGGGUGGCGAGAAACACAUUGUCCACGCGAGCAAAGAAGUCAUCAUAGCAGCUGGAAGCGUACACACGCCGCAGAUCCUACAACUUUCUGGGAUUGGCGACACUGCUCAUUUGGAGGGUUUGGGUAUUGAGACUGUUUCAGGUCUCCCAGGUGUCGGUCGAAAUCUGCAGGAUCAUCUGGUUCUGAAAGUGAAUUACAACUAUACAUCGAACCACUUUCCGAAUGGCGGUUCCUUGCAGUCUAACACCACAUAUGCCACAGAACAACGCGCUCUCUUCAAAGCUGGAAAAGCAAGCGCAUUCGACCUCACUAGUACAACUGGCAAUCUCAUGAUUCAGCUGCCGCUUUCCAAUUGGACGAACGACUCCGCAUCUAUCAUGGCCCGAGCAUCCUCACUCUCACCAACCGAUGUACUUGGUAGCGAUAUCGACCCAUCAAUCCUCGCUGGCUACGAAAGGCAGCGUGCCAUCAUCAUCAAGGACAUCAAUAUAGAGGCUGUGGGUGGUCUAUCAUGGAACACCGGCCCUGAAACAAGUAUCUACAUGACACGCCCUCUCAGCCGUGGCUCCAUCACCAUAAAUUCAACUAGCAUUUUCGACGCUCCACUUAUCGAUUACGGUGCGUUGACAGACCCAACCGACCUUGAUAUCCUCUACGCAAUCUACAUGAAGAACCGCGAAUUGAUGGCUACACCCGAUAUUUCUAUCCUUGGUCCUAUCGAGACAGGGCCCGCACCGGGUAUCAGCAAUGAGCAAGAUAUCAAGGAGAAGAUCAAAGCAAUUUUGCAGCCAAGUAACGCGCACCAAUGUUGUACUGCUGCUAUGAUGCCAAGAGAAGAUGGCGGAGUUGUUGACCCGCAGAAUAGAGUCUAUGGCACUUUUAAAUUGAGCGUGGUGGAUGCGAGUACGUGGCCGCUUGUUGCUGGUGGUGGACCACAGGCUAGCGUUUAUGCUGGAGCUGAGAAGGCUGCAGAGAUGAUCAAGAAGCGUCAUGGAUUGCUUUGAGAUCCAUCUCUUGAUGUCCUUGGCGUUCGUAAGCCGCGGAGUGGACAUUGGGGAAGCUGUCGGGGUUUGCGGAGUUAUCGCUGUUGGCUACCUGUCGGGCGUUGAUCUUAUCUCACGUGUAGUUCACAUUCAA
Messenger RNA from Alternaria rosae, 2314 nucleotides. RefSeq names its product choline dehydrogenase-like protein. Lineage: Eukaryota; Fungi; Ascomycota; Dothideomycetes; Pleosporales; Pleosporaceae. Gene Ontology annotation, biological process: secondary metabolite biosynthetic process. The transcript is spliced from 6 exons. The record is from RefSeq and is a predicted model, not a curated record. Gene Ontology annotation, molecular function: flavin adenine dinucleotide binding; oxidoreductase activity, acting on CH-OH group of donors. The coding region runs from base 328 to 2181 and encodes 617 amino acids.